UGUUUUCCUUAUGUGUAAAAGCUAUGUUAACAAAAGACAAUACAAUAUGAGUUUUUCAAAUAUGAAUGCGAUGAUCCAUACGCCGUAAUGUCUAGAGUUGACAAGGAAAUGCUUUAUUUAGAGGAAGAAAUGAAGGGUAUACAAGAAUCGGGAUCCCUAUUCGAAGUGAAUGUACCAGAGUUUAAAUUAUUGAAACAAUGCAGGAAGGAGUUACGCAUGUUAAAACAACUUUGGGAUUACGUGUACAUUGUAAGGACAAGCAUAGAAGACUGGAAAACGACUCCAUGGCGGAAAAUUGAUGUGGAAAAUAUGGAUAUUGAAUGUAAGAAGUUCGCUAAGGAAAUCCGUCUGCUUGAUAAGGAAAUGAGAAGUUGGGACACAUAUGUAAACUUGGAAGCAACUGUUAAGAAUAUGCUGACAUCACUAAGGGCGGUGGGUGAGUUACAAAAUCCAGCUAUAAGGGAACGACAUUGGGAUCAAUUAAUGAAAACUACAAAGAGCUUAGCUGCAUUGCCACCUGAACUCACAGUACGAAUAGUGAUGGAUACAAAUACAACAUUAGCAGACUUACUGGCCUUAAACCUACACGAGUUUGAGGAAGAGGUAAAAAACAUUGUUGAUAAGGCUGUCAAGGAAAUGUCCAUGGAGAAAAUACUUAAAGAUCUUAACACAACAUGGAGUCAGAUGGAGUUUGAACAAGAGGUGCAUGCGAGAACUGGGUGUAUUUUAUUAAGAGCAAGUGAAGAGCUGAUCGAAACAUUAGAAGAAAAUCAGGUUCAGUUGCAAAACUUGAUAACGUCCAAGUUCAUAGCGCACUUCUUAGAAGAAGUUUCAAGUUGGCAACAAAAAUUAUCUAUAGCGGAUCAGGUUAUAACUGUUUGGUUUGAAGUGCAAAGGACGUGGACUCAUUUAGAGAGUAUUUUUAUGAGUUCUGAGGAUAUUAGAAAACAGUUACCGGAAGAUUCUGAGAGAUUUGAUAGAAUUGAUACUGAAUUUAAGAUUUUGUCCAAAGACAUGUCCAAAACUCCAAACGUAGUGAAGGGUACAAAUAAAGAAGGUUUAGUAGCUAAUCUGGAUAGUUUACAAAAGGACUUAAUAAUUUGUGAAAAGGCUUUAGCUGAAUAUUUAGAAACUAAGAGAUUGGCAUUUCCUAGGCUUUAUUUUGUAUCAUCAGCAGACUUGCUCGAUAUUUUAUCAAAUGGGAACCAAGCGGAACUUGUUAUAAGGCAUUUGACAAAACUGUUUGACUCAAUAGCAAAACUAAAGUUUGGUGAAAAUGACAAACCCGAACAAAAAAUCGCGGCUGGAAUGAUAGCUAAAGAUGGUGAAUAUGUUCCAUUUCAUGGGUUUUGUGACUGCAGUGGUCCCGUGGAAAUAUGGCUCAACCGCUUACAAGACAUCAUGAGAUCUUCAAUUCGGCAGUAUUUCAGCGAAGCAAUCGUAUCAUAUGAAGAAAAGCCUCGCGAACAAUGGCUAUUUGACUACAUGGCGCAAGUUUCCUUGUGUUGCUCUCAGAUUUGGUGGACCACUGAAGUAAAUUUAGCCUUCGCUAGACUGGAAGAAGGAUACGAUAAUGCACUCAAAGAUUAUUAUAAGAAGCAGUUGUCGCAAUUGAGUACAUUGAUUACGUUACUCAUAGGUGAACUUAGUAAACAGGAUCGACAGAAGAUCAUGACUAUUUGUACCAUUGAUGUCCAUUCUAGGGAUGUUGUUAGUAAAUUGAUUCAAGGGAAAGUAGAGACUGGGUCAGCGUUUCAAUGGCAAUCACAACUUAGGCACAGAUGGGACGACAAAGAACUACAUUGUUUCGCGAAUAUUUGUGAUGCACAGUUCAAAUACAGUUAUGAAUAUUUAGGGAAUACACCAAGAUUGGUUAUAACCCCUCUUACCGAUCGCUGUUACAUUACAUUGACACAAUCUUUACAUUUAAUAAUGGGGGGUGGACCGGCUGGCCCUGCUGGUACGGGCAAAACGGAGACUACGAAAGAUUUAGGACGUGCAUUGGGUAUAAUGGUGUAUGUGUUCAAUUGUUCCGAACAAAUGGAUUAUCAGUCAUGCGGUAAUAUUUAUAAAGGACUUGCUCAAACAGGAGCUUGGGGUUGUUUUGAUGAGUUUAAUAGAAUAUCAGUUGAGGUCCUAUCAGUUGUUGCUGUCCAGGUUAAAUCUGUUCAAGAUGCUAUCAGAGACAAAAAAGAAAAGUUUAACUUUAUGGGAGAAAUCAUUGUAUUGGUACCAUCGGUUGGCAUAUUUAUAACAAUGAAUCCAGGUUAUGCUGGGAGGACGGAACUUCCCGAAAACUUAAAAGCCUUAUUUAGACCGUGUGCCAUGGUUGUACCGGACUUUGAGUUGAUUUGUGAAAUCAUGUUGGUCGCCGAAGGUUUUCAAGAAGCUAAAAUAUUAGCAAGGAAAUUCAUAACUUUGUAUACUUUGUGUAAAGAGCUAUUGUCUAAACAAGAUCAUUACGAUUGGGGAUUAAGGGCGAUUAAAUCCGUUUUAGUUGUAGCUGGUUCUUUGAAGAGAGGUGAUCCUGGUAGACCAGAAGAAGAGGUUUUAAUGAGAACAUUACGUGACUUUAAUAUUCCUAAAAUAGUCACAGACGAUAUGCCUGUUUUCAUGGGUUUAAUUGGUGACCUAUUUCCUGCUCUUGAAGUACCAAGAAAAAGAGAUUUGGAAUUUGAGAGAACUGUUAAACAAGCUGCCAUGGAUUUGUUACUUCAACCUGAAGAUAACUUUAUACUUAAGGUCGUGCAAUUGGAAGAACUACUAGAAGUUCGUCAUUCCGUCUUCAUCGUUGGUAAUGCCGGUACCGGUAAAACACAAGUAUGGAAAACUCUAUACAAAACAUACCAGAAUCUCAAAAAGAAACCAAUUUAUACCGACCUUAAUCCUAAGGCUGUGACAAACGACGAGCUAUUUGGCAUUAUUAAUCCUGCAACAAGAGAAUGGAAAGAUGGAUUAUUUUCAGUGAUAAUGAGAGAUCAAGCGAAUAUUGUCGGAGAAAAUCCUAAGUGGAUUGUUUUAGAUGGAGACAUCGAUCCAAUGUGGAUAGAAUCGUUGAAUACUGUAAUGGAUGAUAACAAGAUUCUAACACUGGCUAGUAAUGAGAGAAUAGCGUUAACACCAAGCAUGCGUCUAAUGUUUGAGAUAUCAAAUUUGCGCACAGCUACUCCCGCUACGGUAUCUCGGGCGGGAAUUUUAUACAUUAAUCCACAGGAUUUGGGAUGGAAUCCCUAUGUUACCAGUUGGAUAGAAACACGAAAGAUACCAGCAGAAAAAUCGAACUUAGUUAUACUCUGUGACAAAUACAUUCCGCCGUGCUUAGAAACUGUAAGGACUCGGUUCAAGAAGAUAACGCCUAUUGCAGAUAUGGCGCAUAUUCAAAUGCUUUGCCACUUACUGGAUUGCUUGCUUGUACCCGAGAAUACGCCCGCAGAUUGUUCGAAAGACUGGCAUGAUAUUUUUUUCGUUUUUGCAUGUGUCUGGGCAUUUGGUUCGGCGAUGUUCCAGGAUACCAAUGUUGACUACAGAGUUGAAUUUUCGAAAUGGUGGCUAAACGAAUUCAAAACUGUGAAAUUUCCACCCGGAGGAACUGUAUUUGACUACUACAUUGACCACGAUACAAAACAAUUCACUCCAUGGACAGAAAAGAUUACAAAGUUCGAGCUGGAUUCUGACAUCCCGUUGCAAGCCGUACUGGUGCCUACAGCUGACACUAUACGAGUUCGGUUUUUCUUGGACUUGCUUAUGAAAAACAAACAUCCAGUCAUGUUGGUUGGGGGAGCUGGCUGUGGAAAAACUGUUCUUGUAAACGAAAAAUUGCAAAGCCUUCCAGAAACUUACGCAAUCCAAUCAAUCCCUUUCAACUUCUACACAACAUCGGAAAUGCUCCAGAAAAUUCUCGAGAAGCCGCUCGAAAAGAAAGCUGGCCGAAACUACGGCCCGCCAGGAAGUAAAACGCUGAUAUACUUUAUAGACGACAUGAAUAUGCCAGAAGUUGAUGCUUACGGGACAGUACAGCCGCAUACAAUAAUUCGCCAACAUUUAGACUAUAACCAUUGGUAUGACCGAACCAAACUGACACUUAAAGAUAUCCACAACACACAAUAUGUAUCGUGUAUGAAUCCUACAUCUGGAAGCUUCACUAUUAACCCGAGGCUUCAGCGGCAUUUCUGCGUGUUUGCUAUAAGCUUCCCCAAUUCUGAAUCGCUUAACAACAUUUACCAUUCUAUAUUGAGUCAGCACCUGGCUAACCCUGAGUUGAGGAUUAGUGCCCAGAUUGGUAAACUGUCAGCGAAUGUCGUCAGCGCCACUAUUGCUCUUCACAAUAAAGUAUCACAAGUGUUUCUGCCUACCGCCAUCAAGUUUCACUACAUUUUCAAUUUAAGGGAUUUAUCCAAUGUGUUUCAGGGAUUUCUCUUUAGUACAAAUGAAUGUUUGGUGAAUCCAUCGGAUAUAAUUAGGCUGUGGCUACACGAAACACACAGGGUGUAUGGAGAUAAACUUACAGAAGAUAAGGAUAUUGAUGCAUUUCUUAAAAUGCAAGUGGAUUUAUGUAAGAAGAACUUUGAGGAUAUUGAUGAAGGAGUUGUAUUUGAACGACCAAAUAUAUACUGUCAUUUUGCUGGCGGAAUCGGAGAACCAAAAUAUAUGCCGAUAGCGACUUGGACUCAGUUGAAUAAGUUACUAACAGAAGCUUUGUCUAGUUACAAUGAUCUUAUUGCAGCAAUGAAUCUCGUUUUGUUUGAAGAUGCCAUGAUGCAUAUUUGCAGAAUCAGCCGAAUAUUAGAGAGUCCUAGAGGAAGUGCAUUACUAGUUGGAGUAGGUGGAUCGGGGAAACAGUCCUUAUCGCGUUUAGCGGCUUUUAUUGCCAGCCUUGAAGUUUUCCAAAUACAGCUCAAGAAGGGAUAUGGUGUUUCGGAUCUAAAGCAUGAACUAUCAGGAUUGUAUAUAAAAACUGGUCUGAAAAAUGUUGGUAUUAUGUUUUUAAUGACGGAUGCUCAAGUGGCGAACGAACAGUUUUUGGUACUCAUAAAUGAUUUGUUGGCAUCCGGAGAAGUUGGAGACCUGUUCCCUGAUGAUGAAAUCGAAAACAUAAUUGCUGGUGUACGAAAUGAGGUUAAAGGUGCAGGCCUCCCCGACACGAGAGAAAUCUGUUGGAAAUUCUUCAUAGACAGAGUAAGAAAGCAGCUGAAAGUAGUGCUUUGCUUCUCACCCGUAGGAUCUACUUUGCGGGUGAGGUCCAGAAAGUUCCCAGCUUUGAUUAACUGCACAUCUAUCAACUGGUUUCAUGAAUGGCCUCAAGAAGCCUUGGUCUCUGUGUCUAUGCGUUUUUUGGAGGAAUUACACGUACUGCCUAUAACGUUACGUGAUUCAGUGUCACGAUUUAUGGCGUAUGUCCACACGUCAGUGAACACGAUAUCUAAAGCAUAUCUAUCGAACGAAAGACGGUACAACUAUACGACACCGAAGAGUUAUCUUGAACAGAUCAGUCUCUAUUCAAAAUUGGUCAAUCAGAAAACUGAAGAGCUUCGAGCAAGAAUAUCUAGGUUAGAAAAUGGUUUAGAAAGACUUCGUGGUACGGCAUCGCAAGUAGAUGAACUAAAAGCUAAAUUAGCGGUACAAGAAAUAGAAUUGCAACAGAAAAAUGAAGCUGCAGAUAAACUUAUUGAAAUGGUUGGGGUUGAAACUGCUAAGGUUCAGAGUGAAAAGGCGCUUGCCGAUGAGGAGGAAGAAAAAGUAGCAGUUAUUGCUGAAGAAGUAUCCAAAAAGCAAAAAGAUUGUGAAGAAGACCUUAUCAAAGCUGAACCAGCUCUUGUAGCUGCACAAGAAGCGUUGAACACAUUAAACAAAGCAAAUCUCACUGAACUGAAAUCGUUUGGAUCGCCGCCUGGAGCCGUCACAAAUGUUACGGCGGCAGUCAUGGUGCUUCUGGCACCAGGAGGAAAGAUACCUAAAGAUAGAAGUUGGAAAUCUGCUAAGAUGAUGAUGGCAAAAGUAGAUAUGUUUUUGGAAUCGUUAAUACACUACGAUAAGGAAAACAUACACCCUGAUGUCAUAAAGGCCAUUCAGCCCUAUUUAAAGGAUUCUGAAUUUGAACCGGAAUUUGUGAGAUCUAAAUCAGCGGCUGCAGCUGGUCUAUGUGCGUGGGUUAUAAACAUAAUCAAAUUCUACGAAGUGUUCUGUGAUGUUGAACCUAAACGAAAAGCAUUAGCCGCUGCAAACGCUGAAUUAGCCGCAGCCACUGAAAAGUUGAAAUCUAUUAAAUCGAAAGUUGCUUCUCUUGAAGAACAAUUAGCAACGCUCACGGCAGAUUUUGAAAAGGCAACAGCCGAGAAGGUGAAAUGUCAACAAGAAGCUGAUGCGACGACUAGAACUAUUCAAUUGGCAAAUAGACUUGUUAAUGGUCUCGCUAGUGAAAACGUUAGAUGGGCGGAGGCUGUUUUUAAUUUUAUGCAACAAAGCACGACUCUGCCUGGUGAUAUACUUUUAGUCUGUGCAUUUAUUUCAUACGUGGGGUGUUUCACUAAGCUCUACAGAUUGGAUUUGCUGCAUAAGAAUUGGUUACCAUUCUUGAAGACAUUAGAGCCCCCAAUACCAAUCACAGAAGGCCUCGAUCCGCUAACAAUGUUAACUGAUGACACGACUAUAGCGAUGUGGCAAAAUGAAGGCCUACCUUCAGACAGAAUGAGCACAGAGAAUGCAACAAUAUUAUCAAACUCAGAUCGAUGGCCACUUAUGAUUGACCCACAGUUACAAGGAGUAAAAUGGAUAAAACAAAAAUAUGGCGACGGUUUGCGAGUCAUACGUCUGGGCCAGAAAGGGUACUUAGAUACAAUCGAAAAAGCUAUCAUCAAAGGGGAAACUAUUUUAUUGGAAAACAUAGGGGAAACCGUCGACCCUGUCUUAGAUCCCCUUUUGGGAAGAAAUUUAAUCAAGAAAGGAAGAGCAAUAAAAAUCGGCGACAAAGAAGUUGAAUACAGUCCUAACUUCAGAUUAAUUUUGCACACUAAACUUGCAAAUCCGCAUUAUAAACCGGAAAUGCAAGCGCAGACAACACUAGUGAACUUUACCGUGACACGAGAUGGGCUGGAAGACCAACUUCUAGCCGAAGUCGUAAAAGCAGAAAGACCGGACCUAGAAGAACUUAAGGCAGAGCUGACGAAGCAACAAAAUGAGUUUAAAAUACAGUUAAAGAAGUUAGAAGAUGACCUACUUUCGAGACUCUCGUCGGCCGGUGAGAAUAUUCUUGGUGAUACAGCUCUGAUAGAGAAUUUGGAGACGACAAAGAAGACGGCAGCAGAUAUUGAAAAAAAGGUCUCCGAAGCAAAGGUGACGUCACACCAAAUAGAUCAAGCGAGAGAGUUCUAUCGACCGGCCGCUGCUCGUGCGUCGCUUUUAUAUUUCAUUUUGAAUGACUUGAAUACUAUAAAUCCAAUUUAUCAAUUCUCUUUAAAGAGUUUUCAGGCGUUUAGUGUUGUCUUCCAAAAAGCAAUAUCAAAGGCCGAAGAGAGCGAAGAAGUGAGCAAACGAAUCAAGAAUCUAAUUGAUUGCAUUUCGUAUUCAGUUUUCCAAUAUACAUCACGGGGGCUUUUUGAAUGUGACAAGUUAAUAUUUGCAUCACAAAUGACAUUCCAGGUUCUCUUGAUGAGUGAGGAAAUCUCGCCUGCAGAAUUAGAUUUCUUCCUUCGAUUCCCAAUCAAACCACACGUCACUAGCCCAGUUGAUUUCCUCUCAAACCCAAGUUGGGGUGGCAUUUGUUCCUUGGCGAGUAAAGAUGAAUUCCGCAAUCUCGACAGAGAUAUAGAAACGUCACCUAAAAGAUGGAAGAAGAUUGUGGAAAUGGAGUGUCCUGAGAGGGAGAAGUUUCCACAGGAAUGGAAAAAUAAAACUGCUCUACAAAGACUGUGUAUGAUUAGAGCAUUGCGUCCUGAUAGAAUGACUUACGCCGUUGCAACGUAUAUAGAAGAAAAGAUGGGAUCUAAAUACGUUGAAAAUAGAACUGUUGAGUUUAGUAAAUCCUUUGAGGAGACAAGCCCGACCACACCUAUAUUUUUUAUUUUGUCACCCGGCGUGAAUCCACUUAAAGACGUGGAAGCGUUAGGAAAAGCUAUGGGCUUUACCACUGAUGGUGGGAACUUUCAUAAUGUCUCCUUGGGUCAGGGCCAGGAAAUUGUUGCUGAGCAAGCAAUGGACGAGGCGUUUAAGAAAGGACAUUGGGUGGUUUUGCAGAACAUCCAUUUGGUUAAAAAAUGGUUGCCAAGUCUGGAAAAGAAAAUGGAGAGUUUUGCGCACGGUUGCCAUCCUGACUUUAGGCUUUUUAUGUCCGCUGAACCCGCUGCUACGGCCGCUGCUCAUAUUAUUCCACAAGGAAUACUGGAAUCUAGUAUUAAGAUUACAAAUGAACCGCCCACUGGGAUGCAGGCUAACCUCCAUAAAGCUUUAGACAAUUUCAAUCAAGAAACACUCGAAAUGUGUGGGAAGGAAGCUGAGUUUAAAGCGAUAUUAAUAGCGUUGUGCUAUUUCCACGCGGUUGUUGCUGAACGACGGAAAUUUGGGCCGCAGGGAUGGAAUAAAAUUUACCCAUUCAAUGUUGGCGACCUAACCAUUAGCGUUUUUGUCUUGUACAAUUAUUUGGAAGCGAAUUCCAAAGUGCCAUGGGAAGAUUUACGAUACCUCUUUGGCGAGAUUAUGUAUGGCGGACAUAUUACUGAUGAUUGGGAUAGGAGGUUAUGCAAUGCUUACUUAGAGGAACUCAUGCAACCUGAUUUGGUGGAUGGCGAACUGCAAUUAGCUCCAGGUUUUCCAGCUCCUCCCAACACCGACUACGCUGGUUACCACCAGUACAUAGAAGAUGCUAUGCCAGCGGAAUCCCCCUAUCUAUACGGUUUACAUCCAAACGCUGAAAUUGGCUUCUUAACGACUACAUCUGAAAAUCUAUUUAGAACCAUUUUUGAAAUGCAGCCCAGAGAUGCACAAGCUUCAGGAGCUACUACAGUCACUCGGGAGGACAAGGUUAAACAAAUGCUGGAUGAGAUUGUAGAGAAGUUGCCGGAGGAGUUCAAUAUGGUAGAGAUUAUGGGGAAGGUGGAGGAAAGGACUCCAUACGUGAUUGUGGCCUUCCAGGAGUGUGAGAGAAUGAACUAUUUGACUGGAGAAAUGAAACGAUCAUUGAGGGAACUGGAUUUGGGGCUCAAGGGGGAACUUACAAUUACUUCAGAUAUGGAAGAAUUAGAAAAUGCCCUAUUUUUGGAUCAGGUACCAAUAAUCUGGGCCAGUCGAGCGUAUCCCUCACUCCUGGGUUUGUCUGCGUGGUUUGUGGACUUACUCCUUCGGCUUCGGGAAUUGGAAACUUGGGCUACAGAUUUCGUGUUACCAACAUCGGUGUGGCUGGGUGGCUUCUUCAACCCACAAAGCCUGCUUACAGCAAUAAUGCAAAGCACUGCUCGUCGUUAUGAGCUCCCCUUGGACAAGAUGUGUUUGCAGUGUGACGUCACUAAGAAGAUGAAGGAGGACUUCACUAUAGCCGACUCGCGUUCUGCCCCCCGCGAUGGCGCGUACGUACACGGCCUGUUAAUGGAAGGUGCGCGUUGGGACACACAGGCCGGUAUCAUCAUGGACUCACGUCUUAAGGAUCUCUUUCCACCCAUGCCUGUUAUUAAUGUUAGGGCAAUAACACAAGAUAAGCAAGAUCUUCGCAAUAUGUACGAAUGUCCCGUAUAUAAGACGCGGACUCGCGGUCCCACUUAUGUAUGGACAUUCAACUUGAAAACUAAGGAUAAGCCAGCUAAAUGGACCCUGGCUGGAGUUGCUUUGCUACUACAAAUAUAAACGUAUCAGUCUUACCAUCGGAGGUAAUUGCAACUUCUCAUAGCCCAAAUCAUUUGUGGGCUAUUAUUAGAAUUAAAACAGGAUCUCAGUAGAACCGGGUACGGGGCGGUCAGAAAAGCAUCUUGAAGACCUGUCUUCGCCUCAUGAGGAUUUAGAUCGAGUUUUUUGUUUAUUUUUUUAUAAUAAUAAAUACUAACACUAGUCUGCAUGUUUAUACUAACAUAAUGAUGGAUUGUUUUGUCUGGACAAAUAAAUAAUAAUAGCGACAGCAAUCUCCACUUAUAUAAACAUAAGAAUUCUCCAAACAUUUGGUUAAAGUAUUGUUGGGAUAAAAAUCUAUAUUUAUUUCAUUUAUUAAUAACGAAAAACAGUCAAUACAUAAAUGUAACAAUAGAAAAAGUUACCUUGGGACUUCGUACCCACAUAUAUUUCUUACCCUGGUACAAACUUUUAUCUACAUUUUUAAAUACAAUACAGUUAUACACUCAAUCAAUUUAAAGCUUUCUGAUUUACAUUUUUUUGUCUUUUGCGGUGUCCAAAAUGUAUAAGAUUAUAUUUUUAGAUUAUAUUAAUAACAAAACACAUGCAAUGUUUAG
Molecule: messenger RNA, 10424 nt
Organism: Pieris brassicae (large cabbage white)
Lineage: Eukaryota; Metazoa; Arthropoda; Insecta; Lepidoptera; Pieridae
Gene: Dhc93AB
Product: dynein beta chain, ciliary
Exons: 49
Coding region: 88-9828 (3246 amino acids)
Biological process (GO): microtubule-based movement
Cellular component (GO): dynein complex
Molecular function (GO): ATP binding; dynein light intermediate chain binding; ATP hydrolysis activity
Source: RefSeq, a predicted model, not a curated record